AUGGAAGAUGGUCAAAAUGUGAUUUGCAUAAACUUCCCCAUGGGCUCAUUUCCAAGGUCUUUUACCUUUGUGUUUGAACUGAAGCUUCCCACCCCUGGCGCAACUGUAGGGACCGGUCCUUCUGCUGCCUCAACUUUCCCUGCCGCGCCUGCCCCACGCGGUCCCCGAGCCUCCACGCCCUCGCUGGCCUCCCUCCAGAGGUGCACGUCUUCCGCGGGCCCCUUACCUCGCACUGACAACUCCUGGCAGGGACUGGAGCUGACCGCGGUGGCAGCAUCUGCGGUGGAGCCUGCGCCCGGCUUCUGGCUCAUGGUUGAUCCUCCUCAUCCGACACAAAGAGGUAGCUCGCUGGCUUUGUCCUUUCCAAAUCCCAGUGAAAACUUAUUUUUUUGCCCCGAAAAGGCCAACUUGUGCGCGCCGCUUCCUGUCACAGUGCCCCCUGCCCCCGCCCCCUCUGGGCUGCGUGCUGGACCACUGCCCGGUGGCAGAGCAUCCAGGCCUCCGAGUCAGUGGGGAGUGGGGAAAGGGAGGGUGGGAGGGGAGAAAGGGAGGAGGUGGGGAAAAGGGGAGACCCGGGGGUCUGCGGAGAGGAGGGGAGCAGCUCCCAGUCUACUCCCUCUCCUCCUUUUCUUUACAGGCAAACCCACUUCCCAGGCUCAGAAGCAACUUUCCUUCCUUCACCUUGUCCAGGCUGAAACAGUCGCAUCUAAUUGGGACUCCCUAGAAAUGGUUGUCUUUCUGGUUUGGGGGCCAUAUCCAGCUGUGUUCAGAGCUAAUUCCUGAUUCUGUGCUCAAGGAUCACAACUGGCAGGUCUCAGGGGUGCUAGAUGUUGAACUGGGUCA
Messenger RNA from Sorex fumeus (smoky shrew), 843 nucleotides. Its product is annotated as translation initiation factor IF-2-like. The transcript is spliced from 3 exons. The record is from RefSeq and is a predicted model, not a curated record. Bases 1 to 783 code for a protein of 260 amino acids. NCBI's taxonomy places the organism in Eukaryota, Metazoa, Chordata, Mammalia, Eulipotyphla, Soricidae.